Messenger RNA from Impatiens glandulifera, 327 nucleotides. RefSeq names its product flowering-promoting factor 1-like protein 3. The transcript has a single exon. Gene Ontology annotation, biological process: regulation of flower development. NCBI's taxonomy places the organism in Eukaryota, Viridiplantae, Streptophyta, Magnoliopsida, Ericales, Balsaminaceae. The coding region runs from base 1 to 327 and encodes 108 amino acids. The record is from RefSeq and is a predicted model, not a curated record.
AUGUCGGGUGUUUGGUUAUUCAAAAACGGAGUAGUUCGUUUGGUGGAGAACGAGUCGAAUCAAGGGUAUAUGCAAAAGAGAAAAGUGUUGGUUCACAUUUCGAGCGAUGAAGUGAUCACUUCAUACUCCGUUCUUGAGAAGAAAUUGACCUCUCUCGGAUGGGAACGCUAUUACGAUGAUCCAGACUUACUUCAGUUUCAUAAGAGCUCCACCGUUCACCUCAUCUCUCUUCCUGCAGAUUUUAGCCGUUUCAAGUCUAUGUACAUGUUUGAUAUAGUUGUCAAGAAUAAAAAUGUCUUCCAAGUAAGAGAUAUUGUAAUCAUGUAA